Messenger RNA from Phytophthora megakarya, 1209 nucleotides. Lineage: Eukaryota; Oomycota; Peronosporomycetes; Peronosporales; Peronosporaceae. The record is from the annotation of a GenBank genome assembly.
AUGCGUGCUGAACGAUUGGAGCGGAAUCUUAGGGAGAGGGAGCCUCCGUGCACCCAGACCCAGAGAUAUCAGUGGCCUACAAAGCUUCUAAUGCGUCCACAGUCCCAAGCCACUGAAGAGAAGAUGGUGAAGUUGCAAGAGAAGCCGAAACCAUUGGACAUGACACUCAAGAUCAUUGGGAAUUCGGUGGUCGUCUUGGACACGGUCGCGAGAGAUCCGGAGGAACCUGACACCCGUCCUGAGCUGAUAGAACAGACCCAUCCUGACUUGAGUUCAAAAGUUGAGACCCUGGAUCCAGAGAGUAUGGCUGAUGUCGAGGAUAAUGCUCAGUCACAGACAAAUUGUUCAAUACCGGUCCAAAGGCUGGAAGCAGAAUAUGCUCGGGUGAUGCGAGUCCCUGCUGAAGAACUGGAUCUGGAACCUGCCGUAUACCUCAGGGAAGGAAGUUAUUUGAUGGCACAGUUACGAGACCAACUUAUCAUGCUCCCGGAAAUGGAGGGACUGGCCCCAGAAUGUAACAUCGACGAAGCUAAUGUCGGAGUUUCGGGAGUCACAACUCCAGAGAUGGAAGCCAAGCUCCAGCCCCCUGCUAGGGGCGUAGUGUGUGACAUCGACGUGGGUGAAUCAAAACCAGUGGCUUUACAUGCGAGACAGAUUGCCGCAUCUUUCUUGGUGAAGGUGUUUGAACUCUUGAAGAAGAUGUUAGAGGCGGAGCUCAUUGAGCAUUCAGAGUCCGAAUGGUCAUCCCCUAUUGUGAUUGUGCUGAAGAAAAAUGGCAUAGACAUCCGGAUGUGUAUUGACUACCGACUUCUGAAUUUGCUCUUCAAGCUAUCUCGCUAUCCUCUACCUUUAAUCGAUGACUUGCUGGUAGACUUUAAAUCAGCGAUGGGGUUCUUGAGUCUCGACAUGGCGAGUGGAUUCUGGGCGAAUACACCGUUAAUUUAUCAGAGCAUCAUCAACAACUGUCUGUGGGGAUUCGUCCGUCUACCGCCUGAAGAGGAAGCGAUGGUUGACCCAGAAGUUCUAGAGUUCCUGGAUCUCGAGUCUCAAGAAACCCUGAAACCUGAAGUGGAUAUGAAGGCUUCAGAAAUUCCUUCAUUGGACAUGACUGUAUUCCGACGCAAUAUCCCGGCUCCAUUACAAAUGGGUCCGGUCUUGGGAAGAAGCUCGUAUAUUGACGAUUUCUGUGGUGUUGCGAUUCUCAGUUGA